AGAGAGAGAGACGGAGAAAGGCGAUGGAGAGGAGCGCUCCGACUAGGAAGCCGCUCGCCUCGACGACGGAUCUGCUGACCUGGACGGAGGCGCCGCCCCAGGAUCCAGCCGCGUCGGCCUCCCGCCGACCGCACCAGCCGACGGAUGGGGUCAGCAAGGUGGUCUUCGGGGGGCAGAUCACCGAGGAGGAGGCCGAGAGUAUCCAGAAGAGACCCAUGAAAACCCCUAAUGAUGUCGGUUUUCUUCUCAGGAAACCUUGUUCGGGUCCAAAGUUAAAAGAAAUGACUGGUAGUGGCAUUUUCGCAACUGACAGCGAAGAUGAACCGUCAGGACCAGGUAGUUCUUUCUCAACACCUAACGAGCGAACAGGUCUGCGGAUGUAUCAGCAAACAGUAAAUGCAAUGAGCCAUAUAUCAUUCAGCACUGAUGAGACAGUUUCUUCACAUAAAAAGCCAACCUCACUUGCUGAGGUAGCAAAGCAGCGAGAACUAACUGGGUCUCUGCUGAGUGAAUCGGAUGAUAGAUUGAUGAAGCAGUUGUCUGAUGCAAAAUGCAAGGAACUAAGUGGACAUGACAUCUUUGCUGCCCCAGAAGUUUUGCCAAGGUCAUCAGGAUGGAAUUUGGAGAUGAAUGACAGUGACCUGAGGGAAACCACUCCAAGAAACUUACAGUCACCGGUUAAAGUCCCUCAAGCUGGGGGUGCGAGCAAUCUCUUGUUCGGUGAAGAACCAGAGGUGAAAUCAACUAAGAAAAUUCACACCCAGAAAGUGGCAGAACUGACAGGCAAUGGCAUCUUCAAAGAUGAUGCCACACCAGGUGCGGUGGAAAAAACACUUAGUACGGCAAAGCUAAAGGAGAUGAGUGGUAGUGACAUCUUUGCUGAUGGCAAGGCUCCCUCACGAGAAUAUCUUGGCGGUAUCCGCAAGCCUCCUGGUGGUGAAAGCAGCAUUGCUCUAGUUUGACCUCUGUGACUCAGUUGUUUCGGACUUGUAGGGUUUGAUGAUUAUAGUGUUGAAGUGUUUAUCUGAACUCUGUUUUAAGUAGCACUCUAUGGCAAUGAUAAUAAACUAUUGUUUGAUGCUAUUCCUAAUGAGUUUCUCGAGUGUUGUAAUUAACCUUUGAACUGUGCCUAUAGUUUGUGGCAUCUAAUUUAACAACUGAUUGGAAUAA
Musa acuminata subsp. malaccensis (wild Malaysian banana) is the source of this 1170-nucleotide messenger RNA. The record is from RefSeq and is a predicted model, not a curated record. NCBI's taxonomy places the organism in Eukaryota, Viridiplantae, Streptophyta, Magnoliopsida, Zingiberales, Musaceae.